CUGCCGUUUGAUCGGCCACUGCUGGCUGCAGUUAGCAUUCAGUGGAAGUGCGCGUGUUCGCCGGCGACCUCGUUCCGGCUGCGGGAGCGCUGGGCCGCGGUUAUGUAAAGCGCUGCAUGUGGCGAGUGUUGCGCUUGGCCGCGUGCGAGCGGCGGCCGGCGCGGUGCAGCGGGGCGGGGCGCGGGCGGGGGCGCGCGGUGGGACGCGUGGCGCGGGGGAGGGCGCUCCUCCGCCGCGCCGCGCCGCGCCCGGUACUCGCGUCUCACUGACUCCUCGCUGUGGGUCAGUCGUCGAGCGCUGCUUGUCGACGUCAGCCGCGCCCGGCCGACGCUGAGAACGCUCUGGAGUGAAGCGCCGGAUCCGCGGUGUGUGGCCUUUCGGGUUUUUACAGCUGAAGUUCCAAAAAAAAAUUCCUAUGAGAAUAUUCAUAUAAGUUAGUGUUUAUAUAGUGAAAUAAGUGAAAAUGAGAACAAUUAACCAAUUAGUGAAAGCAAAAAGGACUUCCAAGAACAGUUAGUAGACUGACUCGUCGUAGAAUGGGUAUACUUAUGGAAAGCUCAGAGGUUAACUCGGUCGGAGGCAACCGUCGAAUUGGUGAGCCGGAGCUGUUCAGCGCCAUGAGCGCGCCCGGGGAAUACUACGAGACUCUACACACCAUCGCCAUCAACACCAGGGAGACAGAGUUCGGCAGCUACGUGGAGCCGAUACCCAUCACGCUCAAAGCGUACAAGCACAUCCAGGCGCUCCCGCAUGCCGCCAACGGCUACGGGUUCCCACAAUCCGUCAUCACUUCCUUGAAUCCUGUUAGCCAGGGCGAGCUCGACCAACCCAUGCCGUCGGUUAUCAUACAGAGCCCCAUUAAGGAAGAUAGGGCCAAAGUCGCUAGGCCUCCUAAAAAGAAGUGGAUUAAAGAGUAUUUGGAGGAGGAACCUAAAUCGCCGGUGUCGGUGCGGGUGAGCGAGGUGUCGGUGGCGCGCAGCAACGGCGUGGUGAGGCUGCCGUCGCCGCCGCCGGCCGCGCCCCCCGCGCCCCCCGUGCCGCCCGCUACACCCGCGCCCGCGCCCCCUGCCCUCGCCCUCGCCCUCGCUCCCGACCCUCCGCCCGUCGCACCCCCGACGCCCAUCCUCGACUUCGCACAAGAACAUUCCAGGCCGCGGACCAUCAGCAGUCACGGGCCGAGCCAGAUCCCGUCCCCGCCGUCGCUGAGCAGCGGCAGCAGCGGCAGCACCACGAGCGGCGGGGGCGGCGGGGGCGGCGGCGGCGGCGCGGGGGGGCUGCCGCGCGCCGGCACGCGCGAGGUGCACAACAAGCUGGAGAAGAACCGGCGCGCGCACCUCAAGGAGUGCUUCGAGCUGCUCAAGCGGCAGCUGCCCGCCGCGCCCGACGACAAGAAGACCUCCAACCUCUCCAUCCUCGGCUCCGCCAUUCGCUAUAUACAGGUGCUGCGCCGCAAGGAGCGCGAGUGCGAGCACGAGAUGGAGCGGCUCGCGCGCGAGAAGAUCGCGUCGCAGCAGCGGCUGGCCGCGCUCAAGCGGGAGGUCACCAUCCGCGCGACGGCCCGCCCGCGCGCUCUCGAUGCUGCGGCCGAAGAGAAGGAGAAGGUUGACGUUAUUAACGGGCAAGUUUUAGGAAUUCCUUUAAAAAGCAGCGGGUCGCCGCCGCCGGCGCCGCACACGCCGCACACGCCGCACACGCCGCACUCUCCGCACUCGCCGCACUCUCCGCACGCGCCCGCGCCGCACACGCUGAACCUGAGCACGAAGCUGCGGCCGCUGCCCGUGCAGCUGGCGCCCACCGCCUCGCAGGUGGUGCGCGCGGCGUACGGGGCGCGCGGCGCGCUCGCGCUGGCCGCGCUCGCGCCCGCCGACCCGCCCGCGCAGAGCGGCGGGCUGGUGGUGGGCGCGCGCGCGCUGCAGCUGCUGGCGGGCGCGCCGCUGCACGUGCUGCACCCGCACAAGCACCUCGCCAACGGGGUCACCACGGACAGUAACCGGAUAUCUAAGGAAAACGGCAUCGUGACGACCUCCGCAGUGUCUACAGAGGGCGGCAGCGUGGUGGUGAGCGGCCUCACCCCUCUCGUGGUGUCGCAGUCCGCCGCGCACCUACUCGGCACACACACGCUCACACACAAGAUGGUGGAGACGCAUAUGGUGAAGGGCAGCGUGUCGCCGCUGGCGGUGAGCGCGCAGUACCUGAGCGCGACCACGAUCGUGAAGCCCGUGGUCGUGGUCACCAGCGCCGCGACCGUGACCGCGCCCGCGCGCGACCACACGUGACCGCGCCGCCCGAGCCGCCCCAGCCCCGACUGUACGCGUGAAACGUGUGCUCAGUGAUACUUGGAACGUGACGCCACCUCCGCAGUCUGCUCGCCUGGUGCCGCGGGCUCGCACGCCACGCCGUGUUUUUGUGAUUUAUGUGUAAUAUUAUUUUUUCAUUUCAAUAUUCAUUUUAACCUGGUUGAAAUUAGUUCGUUGCGAAAAUAAGUAUGUAUGUAACUUUAUAAUUAUAAUUGCGUCACAAUUCGUAUCUGUCCAACAGUUUCUCCUCGUAUGUUUCGUAAUGAUUUCUUUUAUACAUAAAACUACUUGAGUGUUUCGUGGGAGGUGGGGAGGAGCGCCGGCGCCCCUGCCGAGCGCUCGGGCGGCGGCCCCGCAGCGGGUCGUCUGCGAUAUCGUCACUACCUCAUCUGUACUUCAUAUCGGGCUUGUAGAGUGGAGUCUCGGCCGCCACGCAACUAUAUUGACUGUAUUUUGUGAAAUAUCUCUACGUUUUCAAAUCGCGUAUGAAUUAAUCAUUUUUCGCUUUCAACAUUAGCACUCGGAUGCAAACGCGCUUGAAGACUUGUUUCGCCUGUAAUAUUUCACAGAUAUCUUCAAUAUGCCGCGUAUAUAUUUUUAUAUUGCAAUGAAGAGGCGCGCCGGUCGCGAGCUGCGCGCGGGAGCGGCGACGGCUCGAAGGACCAAAGCGCCGCGAUAAUGUUAUGCGUGUAGAUACUAAAUAUAUUUUUCUACAGAUUCGAAGCCGUGUACAAUUGUAAAGUGACCGCGUGUAGAUAUUUUUAUUUAUUUAUUUAGAACCGGUAAUCGUGGGGAGCGAAAUUACGCGUGGAACGGAAUUGUAUCGCAGCGGAUUUUGUGAUCUAACAAUCUUUUUAUUCGAUAGGGGCGGGACGCUCCGCCGUCGUCAUGUUUGCUGUACGAUCGAACAGAGUCGCAAUACUCACCGCGCGUACGUUGGGCCACCCGCACUAACCGAGUAGAGCUAAGUGUGUAAGUGUAUCUGUGAUGUGCGCAGGCGCCGCCGGCCCGGUCCGCACUGUGGCGUCUCAUUUAAACUUGUCAAUUUCUAAAUAGCGUUAAAUAUAGCCAAGUGUGCGCCGACGCGUCGCGACGUCCGCAGCGACUGUGAUAGCGAGCCGCCGGGGCGCGGGGGCGGAGCCCGGCCGGAUCUUAUGACGAGAGUAGUAAUAACUAUAGAUAGAUAUUUAAGGACCGGAUGCAAUAACAUUAUUUGCUCUUUUCGCGUAAUGAAUAACGAAUUUUGUCAAAUUUUCUCCGUAUAAUUUUAAAAGGUUUUAUUUUGAGCGCAGUUUACACGUUAAAAAAAAUAAUAAUUUAAGCCUACGUCUCCCUUCUCUCGCCCUCCCACAUGAUGUUACAAUAUUCUCCAUUAUUUCGCGUAUAGUGUCUGAUCCGGUUCCCACUACCUGCCGUUACGUAUUGCGGACAUUACAUGUUUCCACGAAAGUGAUGUUUCCUCACAGUGAGACAAUGAGUCUUCAUCAAAAGCUUUUUAAAUCGUAAUACUUAUUUCCCUUUGUGUCAUUGUCGUUUUAUUUACAGUGCGCAUGUAUACUUGUACAAAAAAUAGAAUGUUUGGGAGAGAAAUUUGACAUAGUUCACAUAUAUUAUAUAGUAUUGUAUAAAUAAAAGAUGAACGUUUGGGAGACUCCUGCGCAGCGCCGCUCGGCCGUCCUCACUAGUGCCUGUUUACGAGCCGCGGCCGGUUCCGCCGAGCUAACUCAAUAUUAGAAAUAUUAUUUAUCUAUAGGAUAUUAUUAAACAAACUGAAAAAUAAUAAAUGAGAGUAUAAUAUGGAGGCCAAGUACCAGGGCGCCAGGACGCUCUGAGGGUUGUCUCGGCGGCGGCCCGCGGCGAGUGUACUGUAGUUGCAUUGUUUCUGCAGUUGUUAAGUUUGCAGUUUCGCGUAUUGUUGUUGACUCGUCGAGUUUCAUGUUUUGUCCUUCUCGCUCAUGUUGAUAUUGUUUGGCGUACAAAAGAGACGAACGCACUGUCCAGUUGUCUGAUAAGCAAUAAUGUGCCAAUAGUCUUAUGUUGUUGUGAAAUAGAAUAGACUAGAAUCGGUGUUACUUAAUGCAAUUUAAAUUUUGUAUGAUAUCAUAUUAUAUGAACUAAAUCGAGCUUUAACGUAAGGGGUCAAAGUUUCCAUUCGGUUGCCCGAGUCUUUAUUCGUUUGUGUGCAAUAAUUCGGAUGAUGUGUGAGCCGGUGAGAGUCGAACUACUUAUUUAUUAUUUGAUCGUUGCAACCUGCAAAGCAAUAUGUCUUUUGUGUGGACUAAUUAUUGUAUCGUGUCUAAAGAAAGUCUCGUCAUGAAUUCCAAAUAUUGUUUUUGUAUAAUUUGUAAGGGCGUAAAUGAUCAUGAAAUGUUUAUUUAUUGAUAGAUCGUACGGAGACCGUUUUAUUUUGGUAACUCGUAUUCUGAAACUAUUUUAGUACUGAUGUAUUGAUACGAUAGAAUGGCGCAGCCGCCCUCGGGCGAGCGCCUGUCACUUCGCCUAAUUCCUAGUUAUAUAUGACAAAGUGUUUAAUAUAAAGUAAUUUAAAUAAAAGAGAGAAAUCUAUUUUAAUUGUAAUAAUAUUGCGAAGCGAGAAUGCUCAUGUAAAUACAAUGAUGUACUAUAAAGUUCUAAUAUUUUAGAAAUACAGAAGAUACAUAUUUA
Messenger RNA from Zerene cesonia (dogface butterfly), 4961 nucleotides. RefSeq names its product max-binding protein MNT-like. Bases 537 to 2276 code for a protein of 579 amino acids. The record is from RefSeq and is a predicted model, not a curated record. NCBI's taxonomy places the organism in Eukaryota, Metazoa, Arthropoda, Insecta, Lepidoptera, Pieridae. Gene Ontology annotation, molecular function: RNA polymerase II cis-regulatory region sequence-specific DNA binding; DNA-binding transcription factor activity, RNA polymerase II-specific; protein dimerization activity. The transcript is spliced from 13 exons. Gene Ontology annotation, biological process: regulation of transcription by RNA polymerase II.